GCAGCGGCUACUGCGCCGUACCACCUCGACGCACGACAGUAUUUAUUACAUACGAUUUACACACAUAUAUAUACACACACAGCAGUCGUUUCUGCUGUAAGACGGGCACUAAAUGCGCGCUGUGGUGUACGUGGAGACCAGCACUCGCCCAGGAGUAUCACAUGAACAUUUCCCAAGUACAGCAGAUGUCUUGAUAUGGUCCAAUAAUGGCUGCAAAAGGACUCGAAACACAGGACGAGGAGCACUGCAACUCUCCAUGAUGAAGAUUGCUGACAAACAGUAACAUCCCACCUGAUACUGAACCACCAUCAUCAUGCCCUUAAUGUGGAAGAGCCCAACACUCAACAGCCACCUAUCAAGAGACUGAAAACCAUCAGACUCCCUUCCCUGAAGACUUAGGAACAACAAGAACUGAAUUUCUUUAGUCUUGAAAAGCGAAGACUGUGAGGGAACCUGAUUUAAGUGUUUAAAAUCCUCAAAGUCACCAGUAAGGUUAACCCAGGGGAUUUCUGUAGAGGGAACCUGAGGACACAAGGGAAACCUAUAUGUGCAGUCGAUGCCAGUGCAGCACUCUGUGGGGCAGAAAGCAGAGACGUCAUCUUCUGUGAAAGACAUGACAGUAAGAGCAGAGGUACGAGCGUAGAGAAGCAGGGAGGAAAAAGACAAGCACCCCUAGAGAUGCACACUGCUUGCACAACAGGAACUGCACUCAGUGGGUAAAUGUCAGCAUCGAUCGGAGAUUAUGAUCAUGCAUGCACUGCUACUUCCCUAGCCAUUGUCAAAAAAAGCGGUAGACAAAGAUGACGUGGGCUCCUAAGAGGCUCCAUCAGUAAAGGCUGUGACAGAGUGCAAACUGAGGACCAAGGCCCUGACGUUUCAUGUGUGAGCCGGGUCACUGCGGAAGCCAGCUCAGGGUUUCCCCGAAGGGUGGCAGGUUAGGGUGGGUGUGGUUCAGCCACGGUCCAGUCGACUCUGUGAACUGCAGGGCGUCUCCCUGAGAGAGGCACCUCUUCUCAGGCCUGGACUAGCUCUCCUGCUGGCACUGUGGAGCUCACAGCGUGCCAAACGGUGAAUGUGUGUCAGAGAAGCAUAUCUGAAAAAAAAGGGCACACGAUUGAAAUCGUAGAAAGAAGGCAGAGUCUCAAUGCAACUGACAGUGCCAAACUGCCAGGAUGUAUAAUCGACCUAGUCACACAGAGAGCUGCUUGCCUUGAUGGGUCAUAGGAAGCCAAAGACUAUCCUGGAAGCACAGGGCAAAUUUAGAAAAAUCCAUAUCCAUAUGCCUGGAGGUGAGAAGACACCCAAACACCCAGAAGAAGACCAUGUGAGCACUAGUGGAACAUGCACACUCCACACAGACGCCACAGCAACCCAGGACCAGCCCCAGAGUCCAACAGCGGUGAGGCUGCAGUGCUAACUGCCUGCCACGCCACUGUGGGACCCAGGGCACGCAAUAAAAGAAAAGGCUCAUCUGCAAUUCCACAAAAAAAAAAACUCCUUAAACAAUCAGAUCCUGCAUGGGUUAACUGAGCACAACUGGUGGCCCUGCUGAGACCGCUGUGGGCUCCUGGUGUCGGCCGCUGGGGCUCAGCCGCGCCAGGGCGGGCACGGCGCUAAAGCCCUCGUCCGCCGGGGCUCCCCUGCAAGCCCGCCCUGCCUGGCGGCACGCGUCGCCAUGGCAACCCCAGCGAAGCAACCUCUCCGCAGCCGCCUGAGAUCGAGGAGAGAGGAGGAGGAGAAGGGGACAAAGGGAGAGGGAUCGUUCCUUCUGCCGUUGUUGUUGUUUGUCGUGUCGUGAACCACAAAGGGAGGAGCAGCAGCUGGAGAGAGCCAGGGCAGGGGGGGGAGAAGGAGCCAGCCGGCACGUGGCGAGAGAGAGCAGAGAGCGAUGUGCCUUCCAGGCUGUAGCUCUCAGAUCGAUUCGUGAUCCAGGGAACAGCCAUGCAGAUGGAAGGGGGGACUCGCGUUCAUCCGCGCUGAUCCCGCGAAGCGCUGCAGACAGGCGGCCGAGCGGCACUCCUGUCCUGUGACCCUGCGCUGACACCUUCCCAGCGUCCUUUCCCUGCAGCCCGGCCGCCGGGGCAUGUUCACGGCUGCAGGCCAGGCCGCGCGCCGCGAGGACAGCGCGGCGACGGGGACCCUCCUCCAGGCCAUGUCGGAUGGGAAAGUCCAGCUGGCCAGGUUCAUCCUCGCUGCCCGGGGAGAGAGCAUUGUGAACACGCGGGCUGGGGGGGCCGGGGGGGCCGCGGGCCGGACAGUGCUGAUGUGCGCCGCCCUGCUGCCCAGGCCAGCGGACAGGACCCUGUUCCUCAGGCUCGCGCUGGCAAAGGGCGCCGAUGUGAACCUGCGGGACGAGGGCGGGCGCACCGCGCUGAGCCUCGCCAGCGAGCGGGGGUACCUGGACGUGGUGAAACUCCUGCUCCGCCACGGGGCUGACCCAGGGAUCUCGGACGAGCAGGGGCGGACGGCACUGGCCUACGGUGUUCGCGAGGGGCACAAGGCAGUGGUCCGGUUUCUGCUCAAGGAGUCAGAGGGGCCGGAGCAGACGGGGCGUCUGUGUCAGGACCACACUGGGGGGUCGGGCGGAGUCCCGCGGGAUCCCCGCGAGGACCACAGCCGUGGGAAGAGAGGAGAGGGCCGCCUGCGGCCGCAGAGACCGGAGGAAUGCGCCGGGCCGCCAGAGCUGAUCCACGAGGAGCAGGAGGGCAGAAGUGGACAUGGAGGCCCCCAGGACUCCCAGCAGGCUCAGCGUGAGGGGUCUGGUCCCCCCGGGGGCUGGAGGAGACUGCUGCGCCGGGAGGGCGCUGGGACGCUGGCGGAGCUCAUCAUCCGGAACCCCUACACCAGAGAGGAAGAGAGGGAGGGGGGGGCCUGCCCCGCGGUAAGGGGGCCCCAGCAGGACGAUGAGAGCUCCCCCCCCGGAUGGUCUGCUCAUCGCCACUUCCCUCUUCCACCCCUGGCCAGCCCGGUCAUCCGGAACCCCGUGUUCGCCACCGCCACACCCGGACGCAGACGGGAAGCCCGCACUUGGCCGGGACCCAGCCUGGACAGGCCCAGCCAGAAAGUCCAGAGCCAGCAGAGCCCUGCAGAACCGCCCAGGCCCAGUUUUCUCCCCAGCUGGCUAACGAGGGUGCAUUCACAGCCUCCUCCCUCUGAUCCGGCUGGCAGGCCUCCGCAUGGCUCAUUUCCGAAGCCCCCGAGCGGCUGGAGGAGGUGGACAGUGACCAGGAGCACGACGAGCUGCGGAGGGCCCACCCAGGACGAGGAGCAGCCCAGCAGAACCCUCAGCAGCCUCCGGGAUCAGCCUGAGACCCCGGGGCUGUACCUCAACCCAGCGGCCGACUGCGGACACAGUGAACCCCCAAGGCCUCUCCAGAGAAGCCCACCCCAGGAUCCCGAGCUGCCCUCGUCAACCUCCGCCGACCCCUCUGCCUCUCCGGGAAGAGAAUCGACGUCCCCCUCGGAGACCCCCGACACAGUGCUCAGAAACAAGUGGUUCCAGGAGAGGGGCUCAGUCUGUGACCUCACGGAGAGGCAGGGGUGCUUGGAGGUUGGGGGCGUCCAGAGCUCUGCCCAAGCUUCCCACAUGAAGAGGCAGGGUGGAGGGGUGUCGGGGAGCCCCAGGCCCCUCGGAGUGCGCCGCCGCCACCCCUCCCCUGAGGCCAGAGGGCCGAUCGGCAGACAGACGCACGGCCACCAGGAGGCGGAAGUGAUCUCCCUGCGCCACUCCCAGCCCAAGGCCUGACACAGACGGCUCCACCUCUAGGUAACUCGUAGCCGGAGGCUCUCAGCCGGGGGUUGGAUACACGCACAGCCCCUGAGACGGUCGGGGGGCCAGGCUGCGGGAGAGGGCAGGCGGAAUUUUCCAAAACACGAGAGUAAAGUGUGCCAGGAGAAAAAAAAAGAGUUCUGGGGACGUGAGUGUUCAUCCGAGUCUGGAUUGCACACAGCCGACAACAUGUCCUUCUCUGCCUCCGACGGGGCUCUUCCCAGUCAAAGCACCAGAUAGGCAGGCAGCUUUUCACAGCUUCAGGCUCCCGAUUUGCUCCUGUGUCUCAGAAAACAACUGUGAGCAUUUAAAGAGGAAAAACGUCUGAGAGAAACUGGAUGCGUGGAAAAGAGACGCAAAUUGAACAUGAUUUGCAAACUUGUCAGCUCUGGUUAAACAGGGGUUUGGGGUAGAGACGCUUUUUUUUUCCAUUCCAAGAUACUUGGUAGUUCAUUGUGUUUUUUUUUUAUUCUACCAUAUUUUCUCUUGUGAAUCUCCUGACUUUAUGAGGCCAAACAAGAUAAAUCUGUGGCUGCAUUAGAAAUCAGAGCUUUAUCAGUAAGACAAAUUCCUAAGUAAAGAGAAUCAAGUUUGAAGAAUCAGAGUGAAGGGGAGUUCUUAUGCAUACACUGUAACAAUACACCGUAACACUGUAACAAUACAUUGUUAGAUUGAAACAACACACUGUAACAAUACACUAACAAUACAUUGUAAGAAUACACUGUAACACUGUAAUAAUACACUGUAAUACUGUAACAAUACAUUGUAACACUGAAACAACACACUGUAUGGGCACACAAUGCGGCACAAAUUGACAUUUAUAGUUGUGCAAGGAAGUAACAUUUUUCAGGUUCUGUGAAACGAUGGGGAUGAGAAAUGUUAGAUUACCACAAAAGAACUAGGAGAGUGCAGUUUGGACAGAAAUAUAACACAGAAGUUAAAUGUCCUCUGGUUUUAAGAAAAAGGCUGUUGAGAGAUUACAGGGACAAAGCAGAGAGGUUGACAAAGACAGACCUGUGAGGCAGCAGUUCUCGGCAAACAGCUUUCUUAUUUUAACAUUAAUUUCACACAACAGGUACAAUGAAGUGAGUGAAUUAAGAUUAAACAGGAGUUAAUGACUCAGUGAAAACCUCCCACAAAAAUAAGAAAGAUAUAUAAUAGCAGAACACAACUGUGCAAAUUUCAUGCACUUAGCAAAACGUAGUUCUAGAGAAUGGAAGGUUCUGAACAAUUUGAAGUGUUAAUCGAGUUCACAUUCUUGUGAGCAGCACUGGCGAGUGAAACUGCUGGUGGUCAAACAGUAAAUUCAGCACAAUACGCAGCACCUCUGACCCUACUUGUGCAUAUAUAAUUACACUGCGGCAAACCAGUACUGGAUCUGUAAUUUCGUCACAUGUGUACUUUUGUUUUAACUGUUUAAUACAAGCAAUUAAACAAAUGGUGGAGCAUGAACGGGAGUUUUAAAAAACUUUUUAAUAAUGCAGCAGAAGAACAAAAAAAAGAAAUCUGAUAUUGCUUUCCAGACUGUAGCUGUGCCUGGACUGGACUGUUCUACAGGACUCCACGACACCUCCUCUGAGUACAGGCUCUUGGAGAUUUGCUCUCAAGGUUGUUCAUCUUGAGGAAGAAUUUUAGCAUUUGCCUUUUUUAUUAAGUAUAUAAAAUAGUGACUAUUUUUAUUCGCUCAUAUGCCUUUUGCUUAGCAACAGUAUAAAAGGAUAAUUCAAGCAUAUUAUUUAACCUUUUGACUGCUAUUACAAACUCCAGAAUGUCUAGCUCAUUUCACACCUUUUAUUUUUAUACCUCCUUUUGUCUAUAUGCAAGGUAGAACUGCUUCUUAAGAAGAAUGUGGUCAAUUACAAAGAAAUGUUUGUAGAGAGAAAAACAACUCCUAAUAUGGAAACUUAGAACGAGCUUCCCUGUGUGAAUUUGCUGUAUAAAACUCAUUGCAUUUAUCAUCUCGGUGGAGAGGUUACUCACAGAUCUGUAUGAGAGACUGCUCUCAGAUCUGCAUGAUUAUAUCUUCCCCAUGCGCAUG
Molecule: messenger RNA, 5807 nt
Organism: Lepisosteus oculatus (spotted gar)
Lineage: Eukaryota; Metazoa; Chordata; Actinopteri; Semionotiformes; Lepisosteidae
Source: RefSeq, a predicted model, not a curated record